Messenger RNA from Cavia porcellus (domestic guinea pig), 4821 nucleotides. RefSeq names its product BUD13 homolog (gene Bud13). Gene Ontology annotation, biological process: mRNA splicing, via spliceosome. The record is from RefSeq and is a predicted model, not a curated record. Lineage: Eukaryota; Metazoa; Chordata; Mammalia; Rodentia; Caviidae. Gene Ontology annotation, cellular component: U2-type spliceosomal complex; RES complex. The coding region runs from base 2345 to 4558 and encodes 737 amino acids. Gene Ontology annotation, molecular function: RNA binding. The transcript is spliced from 10 exons.
UGAGUUCAUUUCUAAGAUUGUGCCUCCUGCUUAAAGCUUCAUUACCAAGCUUGGUAAUACACUAGCCCUGUGAACCACAGGUAGGUGUUUGGAUACACAUACACCUGUCACGGUGAGAGAUGGGGCAGCUGACCUGGAGGACUCAAAGCUUUGGUUACAGGAAGACUUGUUAUAACGCUCUCCCAUGCUGUGUACCUGUGGCCUGUCAGUGGUCUGUUGGCACACUGCAGGAAAGGGAGCCUGUACUUAGAUUUAGUGCAGUGGUAUUUAAAACUCCUUGGCUUUAUUCUCAUUUUAAAAACAUUUUAUAUUCCUUACAGCACAUGACAGUUUUCAUCUGUGAAGAGAACAGAGCUGUUCCUUAGGUGUCCACAGACUUUAGUUGGGCAUCGCUAAUGCCUCUGUUUCCUGGUUUGUAAAAUGGGAUCACUAGUGGCAUCACUUGUAGAAAUUUUGUGAGGGUGAUGUUGGGAAGGGAUCUGUGAAAAUUUCUUGCAGAAUUCUCACAAAAAAUUCUGAAGUGCCUGUUUCUGCUUUAAAUCCUUUCUGGGAAAAAUUUAUAAGUUAUCCUCAUUUUGUAAUAAGGAAAUAAUAAAAAGAGGCUAGGUAAUUUCCAGAAGGAAAUAUAGUUACAGAGCAGGCUUCAAACCCAGCCCAGCUCUGGGUGUUUUGAACUCAAGCCCAUAAUUACUAUACAUGUUAUAGCAACUCCAGGGAAAGGGUAAAGCUCAGGCUAUCCGCUGAGCACAUGCUCAUCUGAUUCUGCCUACCUGCUCUUCGUGAUGGAGUUGGGAUGUGGUUUGGGUAGUGUCAGGCUGAGGCCCUCAAUGGGGGAAUAAAACUGAAGGUGGACAGUUAGGAGUUUGGCCAGUGGGGGCCAGUAAGCUUGUACUGAUGUUCACUGGGGCGCAACGAUGAACCUUCCUAACUGCCCAUUGACACCAGUGUGAAGUAGAAACCAAGUCAGGGUUACUUACUGGACACCUGUGGAGUCCUCCAAGUGGAAAAACCCUGUUUUUCACCCAGUGUGUACCUCUCAUAAGCCCUUGGAGAUAGUACACUUUUGUUUUCUUGGCUUGUGCUGCAGCCAGUGGUUAAAAAUUAUGUGCAGUGGUAGAGCACAAGAUCCUGGGUUCACUCCUCCGCACUGAAAAAAUGCAUGCUUCAAAGCUGAAUUUUGUAUGUAAGAAUCUUUGAGCAUAUAUCCCAAGGUAUACAGUACAACAAUGACUAUUUGAAAAAUAUACUUCAAGGGGCUGGGGAUUUAGCUUAGCGGCAUAAGCGCCUGCCUUGCAAGCAGGCAGUCGUGAGUUCGAUCCCUGGUACUGGUAAAAAUACAAAAAAAAACAAAAAACAAAAAAACAAAAAAAAAAAAAAGGAAAAAAAAUAUACUUCAAAUUGGCAGUGUGCAUGUUUUCUCAUUGAUAAAGUAAGGAUAAUAAAUCUAUCUUAAAAUUGUAAGAUGAAACUAUUAAAACUGUUGCCUCGUCCCCCAGUUUUCUCCUCCAAAGUUUCAAUACUGGAAUUGUCUCUAGCUUCCUGUUAUGCUGCAAACAAAUCUGUGACCAUUUCCUUGGGAACGUUUUACGUAAGUGUCCUUCAGUAGGUAACUUUGGGGAUGUCAGCAAUAUCAAGUGCGAGGAAGUUACAGAUUUGAGAAACCUACAGCUUGUCAUAGUCAUUGGAUUUGGCAUUCGUGACUUCCUGUCUUGAGUGUAGAGAAAGCUAUUCCCAUCCAUCUAAAGAUGUUUAUAUGGAUUUUUAAAAAAAAUGAGUGGUACAGUAAUCUCAGUCUUUGAAACCAUCCCAAGUUAGGUGCCAUUUAUUAUUCUUGUUUGUUUAAAAAGAAAAAACCUCACUAGAGAUUGUACAGCUAGAGAAUAUAUGGUGCAUGCCUGUAAUCUCAGCACUCUGGAGACUGGCUGGAGGAUCGCGAGUUGUAGGCCCGCCUGGGCUACACAGCAAGUUUAAGGCCUGCCUGGCCUACAGAGGAGACCUGUUUUCAAAAAAUCAAAACCAACCAAACAAAACCCGAGUCUACUUUGUGUUUUACACUGGCGAUCUGAAACUGCUAAGGGCGUGGGACUUCUUUGGGUCAGCUUGUACAGCGUCAAGAACCUUGGACGAUGGACAAAGAAGAAACGUGAUUGCCUCGUCGUCAAAUGCAAACCGGACGGCGGAAGUACGAACACGUUGCGAGCUAAUCUCACUAGUAUUUCCGCCGCUUCUGAGCAACCUCCACCACUUCCGCCUCUGGCCCCGCCCAUGCCACUGUCCACUUCCGUUUCGCGUUUAAGAAUUUUUGUCCCCAAGGCCGAGCCGUCUUCCCGCCUUCCUUGCUGCUAUGGCGGCAGCCCCGCCGCUCUCCAAGGCCGAGUACUUGAAACGUUACCUGUCCGGGAUGGAUGCCAUCGUCGACGGGGGACCCGCGCCCGGUCGCAAGCGGCGCAAAAAGCGGCCGAAGCCUGAAGGGGCCGGCGGUAAGGGAAUGCGGAUUGUUGAUGAUGACGUGAGCUGGACAGCUAUCUCUACCUCAAAACCAGAAAAAGAGGAGGAAGAUGAUGGGGAUUUGCCUGUGGUGGCGGAGUUUGUGGACGAGCGGCCGGAAGAGGUAAAGCAAAUGGAGGCCUUUCGUUCUAGCACCAAAUGGAAGCUUUUGGGAGAUCACAGUGAAGACCCACCCUUACAUAGUCAUUUCCAUCAUGAUACUCCAGAUUUAUCUCCCAGGAGGGCCCGUCACGACACCCCGGAUCCAUCACCUCCCAGAAAGGCCCGUCACGAUACCCCAGAUCCAUCUCCUCCCAGGAGGACCCGUCACGAUACCCCAGAUCCAUCUCCUCCCAGGAGGGCCCAUCGUGAAACCCCAGAUCCGUCUCCUCCCAGGAGGACACGUCACGACACGCCAGAUCCAUCUCCUCCCAGGAGAGGCCGUCACGACACCCCGGAUCCAUCUCCUCCCAGGAGGGCCCAUCACAAAACUCUAGAUCCGUCUCCUCCCCGGAGGGCCCGUCAUAAAACCCCAGAUCCGUCUCCUCCCAGGAAGGCCCGUCACAAAACCCCAGAUCCAUCUCCUCCCAGGAGGGCCCGUCACGACACCCCGGAUCCCUCUCCUCCCAGAAAGGCCCGUCACGACACCCCGGAUCUGUCUUCUCCCAGGAGGGCCCGUCAUGACACCCCAGAUCUGUCUCCUCCCAGGCGAACCCGUCACGACACCCCAGAUCCCUCUCCUCCCAGGAGGGCCCGUCAUGACACCCCGGAUCUGUCUCCUCCCAGGAGGGCUCAUCAAGACUCUGACACAUCUCUUUCCAGGAGGGUCUGCCGUGGCUCCUCAGAUGCGUUCCCCCUUAGGAAGUCUCAUCAUAAUUCUUCAGAUGUAUCUCCCAGAAGAGUUCCUUGUGAUUCCUCAGAUGUGUCUUCCUCCAGAAGGCCUCAUAGCAGUUCCUCUGACACGUCCCGACCUAGGAGGACUCUUGACUCCUCAGACACACACCAUCCCAGGAGGGGCCAUCAUGACUCCUCUGACUUGGCCCCUGAUGUUGCUCAUUCAUUGCCCAGAACCAAAAGUAGCAGAACCCCAGAAAGAGCCUCCUCCAAGACUUCUUCACACUGGAAGGGACCCACUCAUCCGUCCCUCCUGAAGAACAUCAAAAGUGAAUAUGACUCAGACCUCUCUCCUGCACGAAAAAAGCAAGCAAAAUCCCAUUUUGUAGAUAAGAAGCAUCUUGAUUCUAAAGGUGACUGCCAGAAAGCCUCUGAUUCAGAUCUUUCACCUCCACGGCGUAAACGGAGUCCAGGGCAUCAGGCUUCUGAUUCAGAUUUGUCACCUCCAAGGAACAGACCAAGACGCCAGAGCUCCGAUUCUGACCUCUCUCCCCCAAGGAGAAAACCGAGGACCAAAUCUUCUGAUUCAGAUCUGUCUCCGCCUCGAAGGAGUCAACCUCCUGGGAAGAAGGCUGCGCACAUGUAUUCUGGGGCUAAAACUGAGUUGGUGCUAACUGACAUACAGCAAGAACAGCAGGAGCUCAAAAAGCGGGACCAAGAAAACGUGGCCUUUGAAGCUGAAUUCCAGUUUGCUGAAACUGUGUUUCGUGACAAGUCUGGUCGUAAGAGAAAUUUGAAACUGGAACGUCUAGAGCAGAGGAGAAAAGCAGAGAAGGACUCGGAACGAGAAGAGCUGUAUGCCCAGUGGGGCAAAGGGCUUGCCCAGAGCCGGCAACAGCAACAGAAUGUGGAGGACGCAAUGAAGGAGAUGCAGAAGCCUCUGGCCCGCUAUAUUGAUGAUGAGGAUCUGGAUCGGAUGCUGAGAGAACAGGAAAGAGAGGGAGACCCGAUGGCCAACUUUAUCAAGAAAAAUAAGGCCAAGGAAAACAAGAACAAGAGAGUGAGACCCCGAUACAAUGGCCCAGCGCCUCCUCCAAACAGAUUCAAUAUUUGGCCUGGAUAUCGCUGGGAUGGAGUAGACAGAUCCAAUGGGUUUGAACAGAAGCGCUUUGCCAGGCUUGCCAGCAAGAAGGCAGUGGAGGAGCUUGCCUACAAGUGGAGUGUUGAAGACAUGUAGCUCCCGGAGGCUGUGGGUUGGGGUACAUUUGCCCGUGCUAAUAAUUGGGGCCCUCACAGACUAGCAACUUGGUGAAUGCCAGUUUUGACCACAAAGGAAUACUUGAGACCUGCUCUAUGGACUGAGGCACCUGCACUUCUGAAGUGUGACGGCUCUGUAGCUGGUUUCUGCAGGAAGUGGUGAUUUCUGAAUUCCAAGGUUUGUUUGGCUAGGGUCUUUCUUUUUCUGUUUUUAAUAAAUAUACAUUUAUUUUUUUAAAGUCA